Punica granatum (pomegranate) is the source of this 1869-nucleotide messenger RNA. The record is from RefSeq and is a predicted model, not a curated record. Lineage: Eukaryota; Viridiplantae; Streptophyta; Magnoliopsida; Myrtales; Lythraceae.
AAUCUUGUAAUCUCUCUCCCCGACAACUCAUCCCCUCUUUCUCUCUCUAAACCCCCCUUCACUCACUUGCCUUUUUAUUAUAGUUUCAGGCAGCAAUAUUAAUUUGAUGUUCUCCCUCUGAGAAAUUAUUGUUCUCUCCGGAGGGGUCUUCUUCUCUUUGUCUCUUGUUCUUCCGGGGGGGGAGUUGGGUUGGUCUGUCUCUGUGGGUGGCGUCCUUGUUUACCUGGUUAACCUGCCCCUUUGGACGAAUCAAUCUGUUAAAGCAACCAUGGCUUCUUCUGGCGAGAACAACCCCAUUAACCCCGUCGUCAGGCCCGCCGCAAAAGUUGUCCCCACGAGGCAGACCAGGAGGGCGCUCAGUGUCAUCAACCAGAACCUGGUCGGGGCUCGAGCUUUCCCCCAUGUCAUCACCAAGGGAGGCCUCCAGGGGAAGGAAGCGGUCUCCGGCAAGACACAGCAGCCUGCUCCGGCAGCUCACAGACCGAUCACGAGGAAAUUCGCGGUGCAAUUGGCGAACUCGCAGCAAGUGUGCCCCGAGAAGGAAACUGAGAAGGCAAAGCCGUCAAUACUGGACUUGAACAACGACUUUGGGGAUUGCAUAUUCAUAGACACAGAUGAAUCGACGGAAAACAGCGAGCCAGUCCCAAUGUCCUUCGAACUUCCUGAACAGGGGAAGCCAGAAGAAGCUGGUGAUUACAUGGAUGAAGUGGAAAUGGAAGACAUAGAGGAGGAGGAGGAGGAGCCAAUUAUGGACAUUGAUGGAAGGGACAAGAAGAACCCACUUGCAGUUGUUGAUUAUGUUGAAGACCUGUAUGCUUACUACAGGAAGAUGGAGAACUGUAGCUGUGUCUCCCCGGACUAUAUGUCAAAGCAAUUUGACAUCAAUGAGAAGAUGAGGGCAAUACUCAUCGACUGGCUCAUCGAGGUCCACGACAAGUUCGAUCUGAUGCAAGAGACGCUGUUCCUGACUGUCAACAUCAUAGACAGAUUCUUGGCGCGGCAAACUGUUGUUAGGAAGAAACUCCAGCUGGUCGGGCUGGUUGCAAUGCUGUUGGCCUGCAAAUACGAGGAAGUGUCUGUUCCCAUGGUCGGGGACUUGAUCCUCAUCUCGGACAAGGCUUAUACCCGAGACGAUAUUCUCGAAAUGGAAAGCUUGGUGCUUAACUCGUUGCAGUUCAACAUGUCGCUGCCAACUCCAUACGUCUUCAUGCAAAGGUUCCUCAAGGCUGCUGAAUCUGACAAAAAGCUCGACCGGCUAGCUUACUACCUAAUGGAGCUGUCGCUCGUGGAGUAUGAGAUGCUCAAGUUUCCGCCAUCCCUCUUGGCCGCUGCAGCAAUCUUCACCGCCCACUGCACUCUCUACGGCUUCAAGCAGUGGACUCGAACCUGCGAGUGGCACUCCCAGUACUCUCAGCACCAUCUCCUUGAAUGUUCGAGGCUGAUUGUCGGGUUCCAUGAGAGGGCAAGGACAGGGAAACUGACUGGGGUUUACAGAAAGUACUUUACGCCGAAGUUUGGUUACACAUCGAAAUGUGAACCUGCAGUCUUCCUAAUAUCAGACACUGAACAGCAACAGCAACAAUAACACAGGGGCGAUCUUCCUGUACAGAGUUUGUUCGUUCGAAACUAACUUCUCCAUAUGAAGUCGAAGACAACUCGGGUCGAUAUUCUGGUCGUUGGGGAUGAUAUUGGAAGAACCUUUAUUGGAGCCCAUUAAAAAAUAACUCAGCAACUUGAGGUUGCUUUGAUGGGAUGUAGUCUGAUUUCCUUCUUUCCAAAGCCAACCUUUGGUUGUUGUUAAUCAAUAUCCACCAUGUUACUAAGAAAAUUGAAUGAGACCGUUACAGAAUAAAGAUCAAAUUCUUCCUA